Messenger RNA from Rhizoctonia solani, 1758 nucleotides. RefSeq names its product amino acid permease. The transcript is spliced from 16 exons. Gene Ontology annotation, cellular component: membrane. Lineage: Eukaryota; Fungi; Basidiomycota; Agaricomycetes; Cantharellales; Ceratobasidiaceae. Gene Ontology annotation, molecular function: L-amino acid transmembrane transporter activity. Bases 1 to 1758 code for a protein of 585 amino acids. The record is from RefSeq and is a predicted model, not a curated record. Gene Ontology annotation, biological process: amino acid transmembrane transport.
AUGUCCUCACUUUCACGAUCUCCUCGUUCCCCAGGUUCUCCAAUACAUCGUUCUAGUGUGGAUUCGUUGCGAGACCUCGAACUUACACAAGGGAGUGCAUUGUCGCCCUACCGAGCAACGCAUUUGGGAGGACUACGUCGUUCGAGUGCCAAUAGCAGCGCCAUCAGCUUGGAUUUUCGGCCCGAAUUAUUGCCCUUGUCGCUGAGCUCGGCCGGGCCAGACAGAGAAACUGGGGGAGAUGCACCGGCUAAGACUAUUGGGUUGUGGAAUGGCGUGGCCCUUGUCAUUGGGUUACAGAUUGGAUCUGGAAUAUUCUCGUCACCUGGUGUGGUUGUAGCAAACGCAUCUUCUGUUGGGGCUAGUCUUGUUGUAUGGGUGGUUGGUGGCCUCUUGGCAUGGACGGGUGCUAGGCAUGUCUUGGAUACCUGCGAGAUUUCUUCUUUCGCCGAAUUGGGCACUAUGAUUCCGUUGAACGGAGGAGCCCAGGCUUACCUAGCAUAUGCUUAUAGUCCGCUCGUAUCUUACUUGUACACUUGGACUGCGGUCAUUGUACUCAAACCAGGUGGUAAUGCAAUUAUUCUACUUAUAUUUGGAGAAUACCUCAACAGGGUGAUAUUCCAUACGGCCAACCCAGACGCUGCUCCAGAUGCGAUAGCCCCAUUAGCCAUCAAACUCACCGCUGUCGUGGCCGUGUUGAUCAUUGCCGUACUCUGUGUAGCAACCCCAAAACUAGGGACAAGAACUGCUGUCUUCUUUACUGUUAUCAAAUUUGCGUCUCUAAUUGCUGUAGCCGUACUUGGGCUCAUUCAAAUUAUUCGCGGGAAAGCCUCUACUUCACUAACUGAGGCUAUAUUUGCUGGCACUUCCCCGAACCCUUCUUCCUACGCUCUUGCGCUUUAUUCCACUCUUUGGGCCUACGACGGUUGGGAUCAAACUAAUUACGUCGCUGGAGAAAUGAAAAAUAUUGAUCGUGAUCUACCACGGGUUAUACAUAUAAGCAUGAUCUCCGUUAUGGUCUUGUUCUUAGCGGCCAACGUAUCUUAUUUUGCGGUCUUACCCAAGGGGACAGUUGAGCGGAGCAAUACAAUUGCUCUCGAUUUUGGGAGAGCGUUAUUUGGAAAUUUUGGUGCCUUGGUAUUCGCAGGCGUAGUCGCAAUUUCGUGCUUUGGAGCCACAAACGGCUCGAUGUUCACUACUGCUCGCUUGAUUUAUUCCGCGGCCCGUGAAGGAUACCUGCCUUCUAUGUUCGGUCGAUUACACAAGGGCCUGAAGACGCCUCUCAACGCUAUGGUAUUACAAGUGAUCAUUACGUUGUUCUAUAUCCUCAUUGGAGGAGGAUUCAGAACGAUGAUCAACUUUGUGGGGGUUGCUGCUUGGACAUUCUAUUUUCUUACAGGGGUGGGCUUGAUUGUUCUACGGGUCAAAGAACCCGGGCUUCCAAGGCAAGUGGUACUCGCCUCGCCAUACAAAGCCUGGAUUAUCACCCCGCUCAUAUUCUCAGGGGUCUCGCUCUUCCUUCUUUUGAUGCCUAUCUUUGCCGCACCCCUAGAGGCAUUGGCUGCGUUCGCCUUUAUCGUGUCUGGUGUCCCCUUUUACUUCAUCUCAAUGUACUUCCACGACCCUAACGCAGUACCUCGGCCCAUCCGUUGGAUUGGCAACCGAAUCGGAGGGCUCUUUGGACGCAAAGCAAGCGCAGGUGCAGGGUACAUGCGGGCCGCUACUGAUGGAGACGAGACCGUAGAAAUGAUUCAACGAUAA